Molecule: messenger RNA, 909 nt
Organism: Microdochium trichocladiopsis
Lineage: Eukaryota; Fungi; Ascomycota; Sordariomycetes; Xylariales; Microdochiaceae
Exons: 2
Coding region: 1-909 (302 amino acids)
Molecular function (GO): oxidoreductase activity, acting on the CH-OH group of donors, NAD or NADP as acceptor
Source: RefSeq, a predicted model, not a curated record
AUGGCGGACCGCGUCUCACAGAUUGCCGGCCAGCUCAACUACCCCAAGGGUAUGCUGGCCGGGCAGGUUGCCAUCAUCACCGGUUCCGGCCAGGGCAUUGGCGCCGAGGCGGCCCGCCUCUUUGCCAACGAGGGCGCAAAGGUGGUCGUGGCCGACGUGGAUGCCAACACACUAACCACGGCCAACCCUCUCUUCACCGCAACAGAGAAAGCCCAAGACGUCACCGACGCCAUCAACAAGUCCGGCGGCUCCGCGAUCGCGGUGGCCGGCGACGUGCUCGACGACAACUACAUCAAGAAGCUGAUCAAGGAGGCCGCGGCGUUUGGCAACGGCAAGAUCCACAUCCUCGUCAACAACGCGGGCUACACGUGGGACGGCGUGAUCCACAAGAUGACGGACAAGCAGUGGCACACGAUUGUCGACCUGCACGGCACGGCCCCCUUCAAGCUGGUGCGCGAGGCGGCGCCCUACUUCCGCGUCAAGGACGGCGAGCCGCGCAGCAUCGUCAACAUCUCGUCGACGUCGGGCGUGCACGGCAACGCCGGGCAGAUCAACUACGCGCUGGCCAAGGCGGGCGUGACGGGCAUGACCAAGACCAUCGCCAAGGAAUGGGGGCCCGCGUUCGGCGUGCGCGCAAACACGGUCGCCUUUGGCCACAUCCAGACCCGCCUCACCCAGGCCAAGGAGAAGGGCGCCUUUGUCACGGGGCCUGACGGCACAAAGAUCGACCUCGGCAUCCCAGAGGCCACCAAGAAGGCCGUCCCCGCCGAGCUGCAGCACGCAGACAUUGCCCUCCGCAGGCCUGGCACCGCCAGCGAGGCGGCCUCGGCUGUCCUGGGCGUCUGCAGCCCGCUCUUCUCGUAUGUGACGGGGCAGACCAUCAUGGUCACGGGCGGACGCAACAUGUAA